Molecule: messenger RNA, 2561 nt
Organism: Mollisia scopiformis
Lineage: Eukaryota; Fungi; Ascomycota; Leotiomycetes; Helotiales; Mollisiaceae
Exons: 2
Coding region: 362-2152 (596 amino acids)
Biological process (GO): positive regulation of translation; nuclear-transcribed mRNA catabolic process, nonsense-mediated decay
Cellular component (GO): nucleolus; cytoplasm
Molecular function (GO): mRNA binding
Source: RefSeq, a predicted model, not a curated record
CUUUCUCGGGGGAAGUGGUAGUGGUCGUGAUAAGAUGUUAUCGAGGUCGAGCUGUCGGAUAAAUAAUGAAUGUCUUCAAGAUCUUCACUCUUGCUACUUCGCUGUUUGAGAUGUCGCUAUUGAGAACUGGAUCCUCGGUCUGAUCGAAUUCCACUGGAGUUUCCAGUUCUCCAUCCUCGAUUCACUGGCUCGUCUAAUGAGCGACGGAAAAUCGUUAUCCCGCAAGUUCCGAGGUGUGGAUGCUGCGAUAACCUCGCGGGGUUAGCAAACAAUGAAGUCCAAACCAAGACAGAUUACCUGCAUCACUGUCGCAACCACUCUCAAAGGCCUCACGGUUCUAUCCGAUUAAUCAUUCAGCACUAUGGGAACGUCAGGGAUGGAGAACGGCAGCCGUGCUCAAACAAAUGGAGUUCUCGCCGUUACAGCUUCCCAGACAUCUGGUACUUCUUCUCGAUCAGCUGGAGUCAAAUCGUCAAACCCGAAACUAAAAGUUAUCAUUCGAAGACUGGCUCCUAGCCUUACGGAAACAGAAUUCACAACGAUUCUCGGGGAACAAUGGAGACCUGGCAAGGGUCAGAUUGAUUGGUUUCUCUAUAAGCCUGGCAAAGAUUCCAAAGAUCCAUCUAAACCUUCUAGACCCUCGAGGGCGUAUAUGCACCUGACCAACGAAGGAUAUCUCCACGCCCUAUAUGAAACUGUUCAAGAAGCAGUCUUCGAAGAUGCCCACACGACGUUCACCAGUCCCUGCCUGAUUGGCCCUCCCAGUGUCGAGUUUGCUCCUUAUGGCCGAACACCUGGAGGUCGAAGGCGUAUUGAUGCCCGAGCAGGUACCAUUGACCAAGAUCCAGAGUUCAUGGCCUUCCUCGAAGGACUAGCUAAUCCUACCUCAACGAAGGAAGUCAGCGCAGACGCAUUGACGGACAACACCUCAGGCAAGCAAGAUAAAGUCACGACAACUCCACUUGUACAGUUUCUGAAGGACAAGAAGGCGAACAAGAACAAGGAUGCAGCAGUGAAGCUCGCCAAGAAACAAGAAACUCAACUCAAGAACAAGUCUUCCAAGGAUUCUCCGUCGUCAUCAGUAGAAGACGGUAAAAAGAAAAGCAAAGAUGUCAAGGUGGACAAAUCUCUGGAGAAGGCAGCGAAGGAGGCAGUGAGAAUCCUCAACAGAGAAGCUGCUGCGAAGUCGGGUGUCUCUGAGUUGACUCAAUCCUCGGAAGCCACCACUUCACAAGCAUCAACACCGCCAAAAUUAGAUGUCACCAAGGUCCCUGGCCGGCAAAGAUCGGCAGUCGUUGCAGCCCAUAUUCGUAUGUUACAGCGUGAUCUUGGAUUGACUCCCGCUCAGGCCCAUCGACAAGUGAGGCGUGAUACUGCAGAUGCUCAAAAGGCCGAGAGAGCUGCUGCUGCAGCCGAGAAAGCAGCAAGUGAGACGAAGGAAUCCUCAGCGUCGCAACCGCAAGCAAUGGCAAGUUCUUCGAGACCGCCAUCUACUCAGUCCAGAAAAGUUCGGGGCAAGGCAAUUGCAACUACCGAACCACAAUUGAACAAAUCCUCCACUACUUCGUCCGCAGCUCCUCCUGCCCCGGUCGUUCUUUUGAGGAAGCCUGAUACUCAACAAUCCUCUCAAGUAACGCUACCAUCUACGCAUCCACCCAAACCAACCCCAUCUGUACCAGCGUCGGUCGCCCGCAAGUCACAGACUGCUGUUGCUGUCCCGUCAUCAGGCGCCACACAAGCAUUUGUCAAGCAUGCCAAUCCUUCCCAGGGUGUAACUGAAGCACUCCUCAAGGAGGCUAUGGAGAAGUAUGGAGGUGUUUCCAUGGUAGAGAUUGAUAAGCGGAAGGGUUUUGCCUACGUUGAUUUCGUCGACACAGAUGGUCUUAAGAACGCAAUGGCAGCAAAUCCCAUCUCGGUAGCUCAAGGAACGGUCCAAGUCAUGCAGCGAAAGGGGACCGCCCUGCCGCCAGAGAAGAAGCCACCUCACCAAGCUCCACAAGCCCUUUCUAGAGGUGGUUCUCGAGGUGGCAGGGGCGGGACUAUCAGACGUGGUGGUAGAGGGGGUCUAGGUGGUCGAGGUGGAGGAAGUGCAGCCAAUACUUCGGAAACCAAAGCCCCAUCUGCUGCACCCACCGGACCGGCUGUUAAGUGAGCACGGGAGAAGACCUUGGAGAGUGUAUCAUAGCAUCGUCCAACAUAAUAUAAUGCCUCUCGGUCCUCGAACUAUCACAAUCUGUGAUAUAGAUUUUGCAACGCAUCGAAGGAGGAGAACGACGCUUUCUGACCAUCGUGGUUUAUAUGUGGCGAAAGCGUGAUCACCAGAUCACGAACUAUUGCAGAGGAAGGGCGUUUGAGGCAGAGGGGACGAUCUGUCGAGGAUUGUCGAGAACAGCAUGGGCAUAUCAGCUCCUUGUCGGAACUAUAGCAUGGUAGUCAAGUACUCGCAAGACGUUUGGCACAAAUAGACACUGAAAACAUGAAUUUCACGAGAAAUUGCAAUCAUACCAGUUCCACGAUCACGACGUUUCUCACUCCUCUGUAAAUUGAAAGACGUUGAGCAC